This is a messenger RNA of Saccostrea cuccullata (small rock oyster), 1162 nucleotides long. RefSeq lists its product as uncharacterized. NCBI's taxonomy places the organism in Eukaryota, Metazoa, Mollusca, Bivalvia, Ostreida, Ostreidae. Bases 71 to 1162 code for a protein of 363 amino acids. The record is from RefSeq and is a predicted model, not a curated record. The transcript has 5 exons.
UGGACCGGUUCAUAAAAACAUCGCUCCGUGUUUACUGUCCCUGAAUGCAAACUGGAAAGACAAGAUAGACAUGAUGAACGGAUCCACACACAGUCGGACCAAUUCCUGGAGAGAGAAGAACAACAACGAUCCGGAGCAGUCCAGGGCGCAAUGGAGCACCCAGUCGUUUACAGCUGAGGACAUUGUCCAACAGUUUACUUUACCUCAAAUUGUCAAGUGUAACCAGCAGGCCAUUUUGGUCAAGCGAGAUGUUCCACUUCCGAUCAAUUUGGCACAACCACUUCUGCUCCACGACAAACGAACUAUUCGAAAACUAUUGGCUAGGAAUGUCGUCAUGAAUCCUGCAACGCAGCGUUACAGUGAAAAUGACGAAACAGUGGUCAUUCCAGCCGAUUACGACGAUCGAUUCUCCAUACUUACGGAUGACGAGGUGUCAGUGUUAUUCUGUUUUCUGUGUUCUGACUCCAGUUCUCCUAACUUCAAUGACACAGAGUUGCUGGACUUGCUUAUUGGGGUAAAACAGGAAGUGUACCUUAAUAUGAAUCCUGUAACAAGUCAGGAAGCACAGCGAACUCUGAACAGACUGAAGUCACCUGAUUAUGGAUACCUUUGGGAAGAUCAGGACAAGCUAACGAAGGACACAAGGGAUAAAACAAUGGAUAGGGUAUCAUCAAUGAACACUGAUAUACCAUUCUGGUACAGUAACUCUGGCACAGCCAGUGCGUACCUGAGAUCAAAGGGCUACAACAGAAAAUCUGGAGAAAGGUGUGUAAUUGGUGUUGGCUGUGAUUCUUUACUGAUACAUCGUCUACAGAUGAACAUACUGACUCACGUCACAAUGGAAGACACGAAUAUAUAUCCUGAGAUAUGCCAGAUAUUGAAUGUUUCAAAUCAAAUGCUAAAGAAGGGUGAAGCUAAGCGAAAAGAUUUUCUAAUGGAUCUAAGAAAAAAAGGAAAGGAUGUUAAAUUCAGAAGAAGUUUACGGGACAGUGUAGAUCACGUGACAUGGCUCUGGAGAUACGGAUUGUACGCAAGACCUGACAUCGUGAGAUCCUGUAUUGGCCUCUAUCCACACAAUGAUAUUUACAUCAUAGACAACAAAGCUUACAGAAAACUAGGUUGGGCACAACCUACCAAAUGGUCCUUUAUCCCCGUUAGGUAG